UACUUUUAAUGCAUUAUGUUUAUAAAAUGAUCUUUUGUAAUUUAAUAAAUAUUUUACAGUUACAAACUCGAACUUGCUUUAUCAGUUAAUGAUAAUGGGUUACAAAAAGAAGAAAAAUGUUAUCAUAGUGUCUUUGUGUGUGGUAUUUUCUUUCAUAUUAUAUCAGUUGUACUUCUUUUUAACAAUUACAUCGGAGACCGGCAACGGGAACAGAAUCAUUCCAGUAUUAGAUCAUCAGAAAAUAAAAGAUGUUGUACACAUACGAUCUGAAGAUGACAAAUACAUUAAUGAAAAUGGUCUUAUUCGUGGAGUUUAUUAUUUACACGUGCAGCUAUAUAGACCUAAUCAUAAAAAUGAAUUUGAAUGCAGAAUAUCGAAAACACGAAUACCAUUUGAACAAGUAAAUGAUGAUUAUUGUGAUUGUGAAGAUGGAACGGAUGAGCCAAGCACCAAUGCAUGUCCAAAUGGUACCUUUUAUUGUCAAUAUCAGUAUAAAAAGAAACCUGUAACGCUCCACACUGUGCCUUCAAGCAAAAUAAAUGAUGGGAUUUGUGAUUGCUGUGAUGGCUCAGAUGAGUGGCUUAAUGAGCCUAAUAAGAAACUUCUUAGCCAAGCAUUUAUGAAAAAUUACAGGUUUUAUGUAUCUGAAUGUCCUAAUACAUGCCAUUGAAUUAUACUACCCACAUCUUUAUUACUAUAUGUUUUGAUGAAGAAUAUUUGUACAGUUUUAGAGGCAUUUAAGCAAAAAUGUAAGAAGAAUUUACAUAAUAUAAAUACUCAGUGU
Molecule: messenger RNA, 784 nt
Organism: Papilio machaon (common yellow swallowtail)
Lineage: Eukaryota; Metazoa; Arthropoda; Insecta; Lepidoptera; Papilionidae
Product: glucosidase 2 subunit beta
Exons: 1
Coding region: 89-670 (193 amino acids)
Biological process (GO): N-glycan processing
Cellular component (GO): glucosidase II complex
Molecular function (GO): protein binding
Source: RefSeq, a predicted model, not a curated record